AUGGUUGGGAUUUCCUCACUGAACUAUCCUCGAGGUCUCCCUCAACAAAAGCCAAAGGCAGUCCGCAGGGUACAUUCAUCGCCGUCGUUACCAUGUGAGCCAGCCUCGUCGGACGAGUCUGCUCCAGAGGAUUCGAUAUACAAUGCCGAACCCGUCCGUUCGCGUGAGAAUCUCCCAUGGACAGCAGCGAUAGACCCGUCUGAGUUGCAGGAUCUGCCGGCACCCAUGAGCCUGGCUUCGUCGUCUCGGAUCCCUCUCGGCAGUCACUCUACGUCGCACAGCAACUGGCCAACCCCACAGCUCAACCCGAUCGUCGAAUACAGGACGUCGCUCAAUUCAGUUCCUCAUGGCAGAUCCCCUUCGGCUCGCAAGAGCAAGCAGGCUUCGCUCGAGGCAUACCGUUGUCGCUCUUUUUCGGUCAAUGAUCUAGACUGCAUCCCGAGACAGGACAUCGCACUACGCAAUUCUACCAACUCCACUUGCUCAGAAGAAAGCCUCCAUAGAAGAGGUGGCUGGUGUUCGGCGUUUCCCAUCAAACCUCCAGUGUCACCUCCGGCCAGAGUUUCAACGCCUCCAGGGUUGCCACAAUUUGGCACCGAGGAGGCGACCUUCCUCCGGCUGGAACAGCAGCAGUCGACGGGCAGACUGUCAUUCUGGAAUCGCAUUUGGAGACGUACUUCGGAGGGCAGCGAUGAGCAAGCUGUCGGAAGCCUCAACUCUGAAGGCUCUCCAAGGAUGUCGCCACGGAACCCAUCCCGUGGGCGUUCCAAUUCAGUCGAGCUCUUUGAGCGAACUUUGGCGGCAAUCGGUAUGGCGACCAUUGUCGAACCUCCGCGUGCCGCCCCUUCGGGGUCUCGGGCAUCUCUGCCUCGUGGAGUUUACAGGGCCAACAUCCCUGGACCACUCGCACGAGCCGAUGACGGGACAUUGGUGAGAGGGAGGUUUGGACCUCGUGCCAGCGGCCAUGGUAUCGGUUCCCGUCAUCUUGAAUUGCACCCCUUGGGUCGGUUGAAUGAGUCCAGCGCGAUCCAGGAGGCGAUCAGGGAGAUAGACAAGGCCUGCGAAAGGAACGAUCUGGAAACCGCCAUGCUUCAGAGUGGCGUUGCAGGAGGAUCACAUAUGACGGUGGCAAGGGAUGCGUGGGCCAGUAACCAAACCCCAAAUCCGCCCGUGCGCAAUCUUCAUCUGACGAGUGAAACCGAGGUUGGACUUCCCUUGACUUCCCCAUUCCUGGGCGGCAAUUCGACCACAAACCGUCCAAGAACCGCUGGUAAUCGCGCACAUGCAGAAGUUCCGCUGUUUUCUCUGCUCAGCGUCGACAGUGCCACGGGCGGUCCGCGCAGUGCAAGUAUCGUCGGAGUCCACGAGGGCGGCUGGACAAGGGGCAAAGGGCGAGCGUGCAAGAACGCGUGGCGGCGGACGUGGCAGGCGGUCAAAGACUGCUGGGCUCGCUGCUGGCGGGCCGUUUGGGGGAAUUGCCGGGAGCGGACGCGAGCUUACCAGGGCUCGACAGCAGAGGAGGUAUGGGUGUCUUAG
This is a messenger RNA of Fonsecaea erecta, 1536 nucleotides long. RefSeq lists its product as hypothetical. Lineage: Eukaryota; Fungi; Ascomycota; Eurotiomycetes; Chaetothyriales; Herpotrichiellaceae. The transcript has a single exon. The record is from RefSeq and is a predicted model, not a curated record. The coding region runs from base 1 to 1536 and encodes 511 amino acids.